Molecule: messenger RNA, 1395 nt
Organism: Aspergillus ibericus CBS 121593
Lineage: Eukaryota; Fungi; Ascomycota; Eurotiomycetes; Eurotiales; Aspergillaceae
Product: general substrate transporter
Exons: 5
Biological process (GO): carbohydrate transport; transmembrane transport
Cellular component (GO): membrane
Molecular function (GO): carbohydrate:proton symporter activity
Source: RefSeq, a predicted model, not a curated record
CUGCAGAUGCCACCUCGCUACAUCCUGGCCAGUCUCCUAACAGCAAUGGGAGGCUUUUUGCUUGGAGUUGACACCAGUAUCAUUGGACCGGUCACUGUCAUGCCGAACUACAUCGAUUAUUUCGGCUCGCAUUCUGCCAUCGUGCAUGGCAUUAUCGUCUCAACUAUCUUGUUGUCAGCCUCGUUCAUGAGUUUUAUUGCGGGUCGACCCGCCGGCGUGCUGGGUAGGCCGCAGGCAAUUGCAAUUGGGGCUGCGAUUGUCGGUGCAGGUGCCGCAUUAGAGGCUGGUGCUGUCAGUCUGGCCAUGUUCAUGGUAGGUCGGGUUGUUGAGGGGAUGGGGUUUGGGUUAUACUUUGGGACCUUGACUGUGUAUGUCUGUGAGAUCUCGCCGCCGAGUGUCCGAGGUCCUCUGACAACGGGCCCGCAGUUCAUGGUCUGUCUUGGUCUAGUAGCGGGAUACUUCACAUGCUAUGGCACUGCAAAUAUUGAAGGGUCAAUGUCCUGGCGAUUGCCAUUUAUCGUCCUUGCUGGUCUGGCUGCGGCAUUUGUCACUUCAGUUUUGCUCUACCUUCCACCCUCGCCCCGAUGGUUACAGUUUCAUGGCAGAGACGAGGAAGCAGAUGCUGCAUGGGAGACGCUCGGUGGUGUUGGGGAAGAGCUUGAGGAAGGGGUUAUGGGUGCUCAGAAUUCCAAUGACGAGUCGCCGCCCUCGCUGUCGCCAACACGUGUAGUUCAAAAAUACCCCGAGGGUAGCCUUUUCGACCUGUUCAAAAAGGAUGUGCGUGGCCGAACUAUGUUGGCCAUCUUUCUUAUGGGCUUUCUCCAGCUCAGCGGGAUUGACGCGGUCUUAUACUAUGCCCCUCUCCUCUUCCAACAAGCCGGACUUUCCAGCGCAGAGGCGUCAUUUUUUGCGUCCGGUAUCUCGGGUAUUGUUCUCGUCGUCGUUUCUGUCCCUGCCCUUCUCCUGGCCGACAAAUGGGGCCGACGCAGCAACACCAUCAUCGGCGGUAUCGGUCUAACCACAACUAUCAUGCUCAUUGACGGUUUGUACGCAAGCAAUGCAGUGGACCCACGUCACGGAGCAGCGCGCUGGAUUGUCAUCGUGUGUAUCUAUCUCUAUGCAGUGUUCUUCGCUUGCACCUGGGCAGUGAGUAUCAAGGUAUUUGCGCCUGAAAUCCAACCGCAGCACACCCGCGCCAAGGCCACGGCUCUAGCAUAUGGCUUUAAUUGGGUCUGCAAUUGGUUUGUGGCAUUCAUCUGUCCGAUUCUGUUGGAGAGUAUUAAUUUCGGGGUUUACUUCCUUUUUGGUGGAUGUUGUGCGCUGACAACCGUGGUGAGCUUCUUGUUCAUGGUUGAGACUAAAGGGAAAAGUUUGGAUGAGAUCGAGAGGGCCUUU